GACACAAGAAUGUCAGGUGGAGGUUAGGUCCUAGAGGUCACACAGGCUACUGUUAAACGACUGCUGAUUUAAUAUUAUAUAUGUCAUCUGUCUUGUACACCUUGUUGCUUAUUGCUUGUUGCUUGCUUGCGCUCUUUCUUUUAGCACAAUUUUUAGAGUCUUCUCUUUGGUUAUACUUGUUGAGAAAUCACCACUUUGAUGCUGCACCUAUUUGAUUACAAUUCCCUCAUUUUUUUCACAUCACCAAACUCAGUUCCGUGACUAUAGAAUUACUUGUUUCUGUUUGUCUUGUUGUUUUCCAGAGAAUAAUGGUAUAUGGCUUUCUGACUUUGGGUGCUUCUCCUUUCUUCCCUUUUCGCUUCCUUAUCACUUCUCUGAGUUCGUCGGGUGGUUAACUAUGUCAUCUUUUCUUCAUAUCUGAUACAAGUUCCAAGAAGAAAGAAAAAACUCUUGAUUUGUGGUUAGUUUGGGUCAUGGCAGUUUGCUGUGAUCUUGAAGUUGAUGUUAAUGGAGAGGAGACUUUCCUGCUAGACAAGGAAGUGUUUUACGGCUUUCUUGUUUUCGUCUAGGCAUUUAUUGCUGCUGCUUGGGGGUGCUUUCAUUCUUCGAGUCUUGGUUUGUUUUUAUUCAGCCAUCUUUUAAGAAAGGCCGAGGGUUGCUUUCAUGGCAUUGAUUACUCUUCAUUUCCCUGCAUUGCUGGGUUGAUUACAUGCCCAUGAAGAUUCUUACGAGAAAGUGAUUGAGGACCGUCUUUACAAUAAUUCUCCACUUGUUUGUCUGUUUGUUUGUCACCUUUAGCUGUUCAUUGCUAGAGUGUUAUGAAAUUUGUUUUUUACAUUUCUGUACAACACAAUAUCUAAUUCUGUUUUUGGCUGGCAUUGGCAGAAAAUUAUUUGUUCAUUCUCGGGCAGGUUAAGCAAAUUAUUUGAUAAAUCCACAAAUGCCAAGAGAAAUAAAGUGAUAUUCCGUGACUUUCCUGGAGGGGUAGAGAAUUUUGAGCUUAUUGCAAGGUUUUGUUACAACAAUGGGAAAAUUGACAUAAAUCCUUCAAAUGUUUCCUUGUUAUAUGUUGCUGCUCAAUUCUUGGAUAUGAACAAUUCCGUAUCAGGAAACCGUAAUCUAAUAGAAAAAACAAUGAAAUCCAUUGAAGAGAUCAGCUACUGGACAUGGUCUGAUCUUUUGGCCACUUUGAAGCAUUGCCAAGAUUUACAAUCUUCGGGUAUAGUUGAAAGAUGCUUGGAUUCACUUGUUGGGAGGCUGGCCAUUCCUAGUGAAGCAAGUCCUUGUGCAUCUACUUCUUCUCUAGAUAGUCCUGGGUUUUGGCUUUCGUGCGAUACCAAAAGUACCAAGAGUUUGAAAGACGGCUUCUCUCAAGCAACUUGGUGGUUCGAAGACCUUUCAAUUUUGAGUCCCGAUAUGAUCGAAAUGCUGAUAAAAUCUAUGGUUUCUCGGAAGUACAAUCAUGUAAUCAUCGGUCGGUUCCUCUUCCAUUACCAGAAGUCAAAGUUUUAUACUGCAUCACCAGAUGAGAAACACCAAGUUUUAGAAACCGUGAUUGAUAUGCUCUACACUCUUGAUACGAAUUCUAUUUCAUGCAAGAGUUUGUUCAGAAUUUAUCGAGUGGUGCUAAAUCUGAACAUAAGCAAAAAUAGCAGGAACAAGUUGGAGUGUAUGAUAGGUUCUCAAUUGGAUCAAGCAACAUUAGAUAAUCUGCUAAUUCCAUCUCCUUAUGGGGCAAGCUAUUUGUAUGAUGUGAAUCUAGUUCUUAGGUUUCUGAAAGCAUUUCUUUGUGGAGGAGACCAGCAAGUAUCUCCGAUGCGGAUAAAGAAGGUUGGCAGCUUGAUGGAUAUGUAUAUAGCAGAAGUAGCUCCGGAUCCUUGUCUAAAAUCAUCCAAGUUUCUAGCUUUGGUUGUGGCCCUGCCGGAUUCUGCAAGGGACUCCUCGAACGGACUAUACCAUGCCAUUGACAUUUAUUUGGAGGUGCAUGCAGGGCUGAGUGAUGAAGAAAAAAUGAAGAUAUGUUGUGCCCUCAACUAUGAGAAACUCUCUACAGAAGCUGGCAUACACCUUUCUCAGAAUGCAAAAUUUCCAUCGAAAAGCGCGGUGCAGGCCCUCAUUUCCCAGCAAUUGAAGCUUAAGAACUUACUACAGGGCACUAACAAUACUAAGCUUUACACAAAUUCCCCUUGCAAUUUCAUUGAAACCAAAGGAAAGGCAAAGAAAGAUGAAGCAUGUGAACCAACUCUUUACUCUGAAAGACUUGACAUCUCAGUUGACAAUGAAAAGCUUAGAGAACAUUUACAAGGGAUGCAAUGUAGGGUGAUGGAAUUGGAGAAGGUGUGCAAGAAAAUGCAGAGCGAGAUGGCCAAAAUCAUGAAAUCAAAAGCAGCAGCCCACAGUAGCAGUGCAAGAUCAUUGCCUAGACUCUGCUCAUGAAAGGAAAUAUGUACAAUCUCUGUAUCUCUUCAUUAUUUCUUUGCUUAUGUGUAGCAUUGAGGUACGACUUUUUGCCCUGGCUGUUCCUUCAGAUUUUGUUAAUUACAGUUUUUCUUUCAUUUUCUGCCCAUAUUGGGGUGAUUCAAGAGUAAGAAUUUUAUUAUUUAUGGCCUCCCUAUCCAUAAAUAGCUACUUGCGAAAUGUUAUUGUUCACGCAA
Molecule: messenger RNA, 2654 nt
Organism: Gossypium raimondii (Peruvian cotton)
Lineage: Eukaryota; Viridiplantae; Streptophyta; Magnoliopsida; Malvales; Malvaceae
Product: BTB/POZ domain-containing protein At3g22104
Exons: 3
Coding region: 1090-2436 (448 amino acids)
Molecular function (GO): protein binding
Source: RefSeq, a predicted model, not a curated record